AUUUCCUCCUUGGCCAGCCAUACUGCCCCACCAGGCCACCACACCACCGAAGCCCUCCGUUUCGUACGGCCUCCCCAAAAAUCUCUACCGGUCUCUCUCUCCUAACGAAGAGGAGGAGAGAGGGGGGGCAGAAGAAAACCUCGCGCGGGGGAGGCGCGAGAGGGAUCGCGGGGGCCGGUGGAGGUGGCGCGCGCCGGCGCCGUCCGAGAUGGAGUACAUAUCCCCUGAGAGAAAUCUGGAGGGGACUUGUGGAGAUCCUGGGCCAUUAUUUGGAGACCAAGGUGGCAGCCUGUUGGACCACUUGGGUUAUCAAGGAGGAGGAAUUCCACAACAUGAGUCUCCAACACUGGAUCAUGGACUUUUGGUUGAUCCAGCUGAUGCAAUUCCGUAUUUAUCUACAGAUUCUCCGCCCUUCAUGAAUGAUCAAAUCACUUGUAAUGUAAUGAAAUCUGCUUCAGCUAGUCCAGAAUCUUCGAUGAAACAACCUCAAGAACCUCUUAAUAUAGAAUCUGAUGUACAGAAUGAUGCAGCUGAACAAAAUGUUCACAAUUGUAACUCUGAAGAACAGAUCACUUCUCUGGGCUGUGAUGAACAUCAGAACACAGAAGUGAUUGGUGCAGUGUUGCCUCCAAAGCUUCUUGAAAGCAGUGGUAAUGAUAUAUCAAACUUUCAACCAGAAACUACAUAUUCUGAUGCCUACCAUGGUGACUCUUUGUUAACUGAAAAUAGUAGUAAGGGUUACCAGCUUAACAAUAGUGGGGCUCCUGCUGAUGAUAUUCCAAACUCUCCUGCGCUUCAGAUGGAAAAUGAGGAGAUGGAAAAGUUACAUGAGACUUCUCACAAUGAAAACAGUGGGUCAGAGGAUGAUCAAAUGAAUGGUAGGAAACCUUUCCCCAUUAAUGGUCGAGACAAUGAGAAGUUUAACACUUCAGCUGUACCUCCUUCUUGGGAACAGACAGAGCAGAAAAAUCCUGGUACUAGAAAUGGAAGUUCAACUCCAGACAAUCAAUUUGAUUCUCCACCGGACAGGUUUGCAAGACUGGAAAGGGACACACCAUCUCCAGAUGGGAGAGUAUCCCCUGAAAGGUUUGCAAGACUGGAAAGGGAUACCCCAUCUCCAGACGGGAGGAUAUCUCCUCCAGUUGAAGGUUCACAUGCCCAUCAAUCUGAGAAGAUGGAGUCACAAUAUCGUGCCAAAGAUGUUGGUGAGUUAGCUCAUUCUGAAAGCCCAUCGAUAAGACAUCGGUCCCGAUCUUCUGAAAAACAUGACCCCAGCCGCAAAAGAGCCUCGUCAAGGGAGUUAUCUCCACACGCGCGACAUAGUUCUCCUGUAGAAAGGAAAAGACGGAGAGAGUCUCGACAUGGUGAUGUGUCGCCUCGACAAAGAUCUGCAUCUCCUCGAAGAAGAUCUACACCCCCUCGAAGAAGAUCUAUAUCCCCUCGAAGGUCCUCACACAAGAGGAGGGAAUCACCAAGAAGGGGAGACUCACCUAGGAGGAGGCACUCACCUAGGAGGAGGGAGUCACCAAGGAAGAGAGAUUCACCAAGGAGGAGAGACUCACCAAGGAGGAGAGACUCACCAAGGAGGAGAGACUCACCAAAAAGGAGGGAUUCCCCAAGGAGGAGGGAUAGGUCAAAAUCAAGGUCACCUUCAAGAAAACAUGAUACCUCUAGACAUAGAAAAGAACAUGAUAGAUCUCGGUCCAGGUCUCCCCACUCGAGGGAUCAUCACAGGCGAUCUCCAAGAAGGCAUUCGCCAAGGCGCAGAUCACCCCCAACUAGUCAUCGCCAUCGUUCACCAAGAAGACAUUGGUCACCACCUGCCAACAGGAAGACUGGAUUGGGUAAGCCUGGAAAGAAUCUCUUUAUUGCAGGAUUUAGCUAUGCCACCACUGAGCGAGAUUUGGAGAAGAAAUUUGGCAAGUUUGGACGUGUAACAAGUGCACGUGUUGUUCGUGAUAAACGAACUGGAGAUUCCCGUGGCUUUGGAUUCUUAUCCUUGGAGAAGGAUGAGGAUGCUGAUGCAGCAAUCCGUGCUUGUGACGAGACUGAGUGGAAUGGGAGGAUCAUUCUUGUGGAGAAGUCAAAGGCACCUGCAUGGUGAAUCUUCUGCCUUGUGGGCCUCCGCACACCAUUGUUGGAGGGGGAUCUCAUUGCUUAACCUUGCACAGAUUUUAUCAUUCAGGAAAAAGUUACUAUCGGUAUGACAUACUCGGUACAUGUCAAAGUUCAUCCGAACCUGGCUUUUGAUGCUGUACUAGGAGUAAGAGUAAUAAAUAAUGCACUUCCUUGCUGACAGUUAUUGCAAGAAUAAGAUGUAACGUCACACCUUAGCUUGUUUCAGGGCCCUGCUGCUGAUAAGAGGGACUUAGUGGUACCUUUUAGUGUCUGCAACCUCUACACAUGAAAUGUGAUACGUGCCUGUUCGUGAGCUGUCAGUUCUCUUCUUCACCUUCGUCUCGCGCUCACUGAUGCCAUGAACCGAUUCCGGGAGACUCAACAAGCUUUGUGAUGCUGAGGGUUAUGUUAGUAGUUCAAUAAUCUACAUAUUAGUAGCUUUUCAAUGUUUGCAUCCUCUGAAUGAGGAUUUGGAACAUGUCCUAUAGUUUGUGUUUCGGAUUCCAGAUGAUGCUUAAUUAUGGUUGCCACACGACACCUAUGCCCCCAUCUGUUGGUGAUGUAUUUUUUUUUCCCGCUGACAUGGUUUUCCAUCCUGUAUUCUUGAAUCUAGAGCUGUCUGUCUAUUGGCACAAUAUUAGUGGCAUGGAAAUUGAGCUUGGAUGCA
Molecule: messenger RNA, 2785 nt
Organism: Sorghum bicolor (sorghum)
Lineage: Eukaryota; Viridiplantae; Streptophyta; Magnoliopsida; Poales; Poaceae
Product: serine/arginine repetitive matrix protein 2-like
Exons: 4
Coding region: 209-2104 (631 amino acids)
Biological process (GO): mRNA splicing, via spliceosome
Cellular component (GO): precatalytic spliceosome; U1 snRNP; U2-type prespliceosome
Molecular function (GO): U1 snRNA binding; mRNA binding
Source: RefSeq, a predicted model, not a curated record